AACCACACUUCGCCACACAAUUACUCAGGCUAAGUGAGAGUGAGUGAGUGAUCGCAAUUAUUAUAUAAAAUAUUUACAUUCCUAGUAAGUGGGAGAGAGAGAGAGAGAUGGCUAAGUGGUGUAUGUUUUUGCUGGUUCUUGCUCUUGUUGUUGUUGCUGCAGCAAGUGCAAGAGAUGUACCAAGUGAUGCUGGUCUCAAGGACCAGAAGAACUUUAUGACAUUUGGUGGUGGUUUUUAUGGACUAGGAAACAACGGAAUGCCAUUUGGUGGAAUCGGAGGUGGUAUAGGUAGUGGUGGACUUGGUGGUGGUGGUGGUGCUGGUGGCUUUGGUGGUUUAGGAGGACUUGGUGGUGGAGUUGGAACUGAUAUAGGUGGUGGUGUUGGAAGUGGUGUUGGUGGUGGAAGUGGUGUUCUUCCUUUUCCUUAAGAUCAUCAUCAACAUUCAACAAAACGUGCAUGGUUUUUCUUUAGUUUCUUUGAAAUUGUUACUCUUAACUUUCGGUGUUUGUGUGUAUGUGUUGUUUAUCGUUUAAGCAUUCUAGCUAGCUAGCAUUUCUUGUUUAUUAGUGUUAUUAGAAAUUAGUGGUAUCUCUUGUAAGUUGUAAUGUAUCUUUUUGAAAGUAAUGCAAGCAAUUUAUGAGUUUAA
Molecule: messenger RNA, 647 nt
Organism: Lathyrus oleraceus (garden pea)
Lineage: Eukaryota; Viridiplantae; Streptophyta; Magnoliopsida; Fabales; Fabaceae
Product: glycine-rich protein 5
Exons: 1
Coding region: 108-428 (106 amino acids)
Source: RefSeq, a predicted model, not a curated record